GAGGAGUUUCCUCCGAAAGUACCUGGCUUGAUGUAUCAGCUCCCGAGUCAACUAUUUUCUUGUUCUAAAAGGCCUUUCUGAACCCGGCCCAGUUCUACUUACCGGGUUCCGUUUUCAGCCUAAGCCAUAUCAUCAGCUCCUCCCCGUGUAUCCGGGUUUUUCACCUUUUCAAAAUGGAGGCAAAACCACCGUCACCGACGGCAGAAACGGAGGCGCCGCCGUACGCCGGCGAAGCAAAACCAUCUCUCUUCCCUGUCUUCCCUCCCACAAACUCCUCCUCUCUUCAAACCACUACUUCCACUUCGGCUUCUCAAUGGCUCGCCAACUCCAGCUUCACCGCCGACAUCUCCGCCAUAAACGACGCCGUCGCAUCCCAGCUCAGCCACGAAAUCAUCCAGUCGCCGCAACAAUCUGAUGACAACGACGACUACGAUGACAAUCGAGCUCAGGCGAAGCCCGCUUCUUCUUCCUACGCGAUUCUGGAGUCUUCUGAAUCCGAUGGAGAUGGAAGGCAGAGACAGAAGAAGGAGAAGAGGAAGAAGAAGAAGAAGCGGAAGCGCGAUCGGUCCGUGGAGCGAGGCGGGUUUGACGGUUUUGGUUCGAGGAAGUCGCGUGUUCGAGCUUGGGCUGAUUCGGAGGCUAACACCGUUAAAGAUUAUUACAUUGAUUCCCAUGGCGAUCGCGAUAAUCUGGCGUUCGGGUGCAUCUACAGAAUGGAUGUUGCCCGGUACAGAGCAUACAACCCCUUGAAGCUAUCUGGGGUGCAUGGUCCGGGCUUGUAUUGGUGGAAUCAGAGUGUUUCACUUGGGGAAAGAGAUAGCGAUGUUGACUCACUGAACAGUGAAAUGAAGUCUGCUGGUCGAUACUGGUCUGGAAAGUAUAUGGCUUUAGAACGACAUAAAAACUUCAAGCGCACUCGUCUGGUUGCUCCAAAAUCGUCUCCUCUUACAACUCAAGAAGAGUUCAUACCCUUAUCAGACGUUGGGACAUCUCAUGGAGCUGUUGAUAAUGACUCUGACUCUAAAAUUUCUGCAUCACUUGAAGAGUCUCUGGAGGAUCAAAUGCUAAACAAAACUAAGGAGUUCAACAAACUAACAAGGGAGCAUCCCCAUGAUGAGAAAGUUUGGAUAGCUUUUGCAGAGUUUCAAGAUAGGGUUGCUGGGAUGCAACGACAGAAAGGUGCUCGCUUGCAAACUCUCGAGAAGAAGAUUAGCAUUCUGGAGAAGGCAGUUGAGCUUAACCCUGAGAACGAAGAUCUGUUGCUUUGCCUUUUGAAAGCUUAUCAAACGAGAGACAGUUCAGAUGUGCUAAUUGGGAGAUGGGAGAAGAUACUUUUGCAACAUUCUGGAAGUUACAAGUUAUGGAGAGAAUUUUUGCAUGUUGUUCAGAGAAAUUUCUCAAAAUUUAAGGUUUCAGUGGUUAGGAAGAUGUAUGCACAUGCUAUUGAAGCUCUAUCUGCUUCUUGCAGCAAGCACUAUAGGCAGCAGGUUCACCGAGCUGCUGAUCCUUCUUCACCGGAUCCUGUAAUUGUUCAGCUAGAACUUGGUCUGGUGGAUAUAUUUCUCAAUCUUUGCAGAUUUGAAUGGCAAGCUGGUUAUAGAGAAUUGGCCACCGCUUUAUUUCAGGCGGAAAUCGAGUUUAGUUUGUUUUGUCCACCUUUGCAGCUCACAGAGCAUAGUAAGCAAAGGCUGUUUGAGCAUUUUUGGAACAGUGAUGGUGCUAGAAUUGGAGAAGAAGGGGCUCUUGGUUGGUCCACAUGGUUGGAGAAAGAGGAGGAAACUAGGCAAAGAGUUCUCAAGGAGGAGCCCUCCCUUGAAAAUGAAGGUGGUGGUUGGACUGGUUGGUCAGAACCAUUGUCUGAAGAUAAGGAGGCUAUUGCCAAUGUUGAAAAUGAAUCUGAGAAUGAUUUUGUUAUGGAGGAUAAUCAAGAUGAAGAUGAAGGUAAAGAUGUUGAGCCGGAAGUUGAUACUGAAAAUUUGCUGAAUCUGCUUGGGAUUGAUGUCAACUCCGGGGAUGGUGGUGAAGUUACUGAAGCUUCGACCUGGAUCAAAUGGUCAGCAGAAGAGUCUUCUAGAGAUUGUGAUCAAUGGAUGCCUGUUCGUAAGAAAUCAGAUACAACCUCUUCUACCAGUGAAGCAGAGAAAGAAGAGGAUGAGCAACUUUUGAGAAUCAUAUUGUAUGAAGACGUGACUGAAUAUCUGUUCACCUUGAGCACAGAAGAGGCUCGGCUAUCUUUAGUGUCCCAAUUCAUUGACUUCUAUGGUGGGAAGAUGUCUCACUUGUUUUGUUCGAACAGUCCAUCUUGGACUGAGAAUGUCCUUAGCAUGGAGGAUCUACCAGAUUCUAUGCUAGAGAAGUUGAAAUGCAUCCAUGAAGUCUUGACAAAAACAAAGAACAGUCCUGCUGGUUUCAAUUUUGAAUUCCCAUCAGGCAGUUUAUCAAGUAAUGCUGAUAUUAUGAAAUUUGUACGGAAUGCAGUCUUGCUUUGUUUAACUGUUUUUCCACGUAAUCACAUUUUGGAAGAAGCUGUUCUUAUUUCUGAAGAGCUUUAUGUUACAAAAAUGAAUUCUUCUAACUGUAUGGCUACACCAUGUCGAGCGUUGGCAAAGUCUCUCCUAAAAAGUGAUCGACAGGAUGUAUUGCUAUGUGGUGUAUACGCACAAAGAGAGGCUAAUUAUGGUAACAUUGAUCUUGCAAGAAAAGUGUUUGACAUGGCACUGUUAUCUGUGGAAGGGCUUCCUGUGGAACUGCAAUCCAGUGCUCCUCUUCUAUAUUUCUGGUAUGCUGAGAUGGAGCUUGAAAAUAACUCUGGUGGUGAUCGUGAACCUUCAUAUCGUGCAAUACAUGUAUUAUCUUGCUUGGGAAAUGGCACAAAAUACAACCCAUUUAAAAGUCAAGCAUCAAGUUUGCAAGUGCUUAGAGCACAUCAAGGGUUUAAAGAAAGAUUGAGAACAGUUCGAUCAUCUUGGGUUCGUGGUAUGAUAAAUGACCACUCUGUUGCUCUAGUAUGUUCGGCUGCAUUGUUUGAAGAGCUAACUACCGGAUGGGAAGCGGGCAUUGAAGUAUUGGAUCAAGCUUUUGCAGCGGUGCUUCCAGAAAGGAGAAGCAUUAGUUAUCAACUUGAAUUUUUGUUUAACUACUUCAUAAGGAUACUUCGGAGACAUCAGAGGCAAUCAAGCCUGUUAAAAGUUUGGGAGUCCAUCUCUCAGGGCCUCCAGAUAUAUCCCUUCAGUCCAGAACUUCUAAAAGGUGUUGUGGAGGUUGGCCAUUUUCACACAACAUCUAAUAGAUUGCGGCGGAUUCUAGAUGACUGUUGUUACAAGAAACCAUCUGUACUUGUCUGGCUUUUUACAUUAUCAUAUGAGAUGUCUAGAGGUGGCUCACACCACAGAAUCCGUGGGUUGUUCGAAAGAGCACUGGGUAAUGACAGGCUUUGCAGCUCAGUUGUACUGUGGCGUUGCUACCUUGUGUAUGAAUUGAACAUUGCACAUGAUCCUUCUUCAGCUCGACGUGUUUUCUUCCGGGCUAUCCAUGCCUGCCCCUGGUCAAAACGGCUAUGGCUGGAUGGCUUUCACCAGCUAAACUCUGUACUUACUGGAAAAGAGCUAUCUGAUCUACAGGAAGUUAUGCGGGAUAAGGAACUGAAUCUGAGAACUGACAUAUAUGAGAUCCUUUUGCAGGAAUCAUGACCAUUGUUCUCCUGCGCGGCCAGAAUCCUAUGCACUGCCUCUUUUCUUGAUCUGGUGAGACCUAAUGUAAGAUUUUGAUGGAUGUUCGUGCAAGUCUCCACCAUUGGUAUAAAUUUGUUGUUUUUAUUAGCAUAAGUUUAUAUGCAUGGUGAUAGCUUAUGUAAUCGAUACAAUUGUAGAAGUACUUGUAAAUUCAAGGGCCAUCCUUGGGCAGUGUAUUUGAAUGUGCUUAAGAGAAUGUAAAAAUCAACUUGAGGUGGUUAGUGUAUAUGUGCUAAAGAAAAUGUAAAAAUCAACUUGAGGUUGCUAAAUUACGUUUGUUCAAUGAUGUCAUUUGAUUUCCUAA
Lotus japonicus is the source of this 4035-nucleotide messenger RNA. RefSeq lists its product as uncharacterized. NCBI's taxonomy places the organism in Eukaryota, Viridiplantae, Streptophyta, Magnoliopsida, Fabales, Fabaceae. Gene Ontology annotation, molecular function: protein binding. Gene Ontology annotation, biological process: RNA processing; negative regulation of RNA catabolic process; regulatory ncRNA-mediated post-transcriptional gene silencing. The record is from RefSeq and is a predicted model, not a curated record. Gene Ontology annotation, cellular component: catalytic step 2 spliceosome. The transcript has 10 exons. Bases 174 to 3689 code for a protein of 1171 amino acids.